AUGUUCAAGGUGGCCUGCAUCGGAGAUUUCAUGGGCCAACUGGUGAAAUACGACAUGAAAACCGAGAGCUGUUCGAGGGACGGGCCCGUGAAACCCAAGCCCGUGAAACCCAAGCCCGUGGCACCCAAGCCUAAGCAGAGGCCGCAGCCAAAGAAUAGGGACAAGACUCGCUACCUGGUUUAG
Messenger RNA from Penicillium soppii, 183 nucleotides. RefSeq lists its product as uncharacterized. The record is from RefSeq and is a predicted model, not a curated record. Bases 1 to 183 code for a protein of 60 amino acids. Lineage: Eukaryota; Fungi; Ascomycota; Eurotiomycetes; Eurotiales; Aspergillaceae. The transcript has a single exon.